CCAAGAACAAUAUCCGCGGCAGCGUUUUUAUUGUUAUUUAGACAUUUAUCACCUUGGAACUUAAAAUAUUACUUCUAACUGCACAGCAUCACAUACUUACCUCGGGCAGUGUUUAAUUCGCGUUGGAGACAGGACUUGGUUGAUAGAUGUUAUCAAGGGAACGUUAGCUAGCUGCUAACAACAAUGGCUAACAGUAGGCCUAUGGUUUUUCACACUCAAAUAGCCUCCAUCAUGGAGGUGCUAGCGAAUGCAGCCGUGGCAGACAUCUGUAAACUCGUAGACGACGACUAUGCAGUGUUUCGUUUGGAAAUAACUCAAAGCCAGAAUGAAAGCAGGGCAUUGCGGAGGAAACUACAGCUACUUGAAAUGAAGGUGACACGGGAGCGCGCAGAGAGAACAACGCGAGAGCGCGUCCUCGCCAGUCGUCCCAGUAGUGUCAAGAUUCUCGACCGAUACAAAGGAAUGGCAAGAGGUGAAGCACAUCUCACUGGAGGCUACAGGAGUUCUGUGAAACCAGCGGGACACAAUACAUGGAGAGAUGACCAACCAAUCACCGUUGAUGAGGAGAGUGGAACCUCAACCCAGCAUGUUAUUGUGAUAGAGUCUGCAGAUGAAAAUGCAGCAGGUCCUGGGGUUAAGCUGGAGAGGACUGAACGAGAGAAGGACCCACGGCACCAGACUGGAGCAGCGGUUGGAGUGUCGCCCUCUGUAGCCAGUGAGGAACUCGCCGCUGCGCCAAAGGCCAGGACCCGACGCAGAAUCACGGAGGUCAGUGGAACGCUGAACGCCGUCCUCAAGUCAGAGUCAGACACCGAGACUUUAACUGUAACACAAAGGCCCUUACAACCAGGAUCUGACUACAGAUCAGACCCAGAGAGACUGGGCUGUCCACCUGUUCCCGGCUCAGAAUACUUUCUGGUAUUUCACCAGAGCCAGGGGACAGUUAAUUCCCGUGGAGAUGGUGACACGUUAGACACUGGCGGUGAUCCAUCUUGUUCUUACGCUACAGAGAUGGACCCUGGCAACAUGCUCAUGGGUUUAGAGACACAGACUGAUCUGUCUAGAGGGGACUUGAACCGGGACAGUAGUAGUGUAUACUCUGAAGGGUGCCUAGAUAAGAAAGGGGAGGUUCUAGUGGUAGAUGAGGUGACUGUGAAAGUGGAGGGCGACGCUCCUCCCACAUGGAAUGCAGAUAGUCACUUAGAAGAUGGACACUCACAGAACAGAGAUUUCUUUGAUUACAGGGGAAGCUUAGAUACAAAUCUAAAUGUCGCGACCCACUCUCCUUUACACUCGUUCAGGGAUCCCGAUGCCGUAUUCACGUCGAAGGCACUUUCCGAUUCACAUGGCAGCGUUCUUUUCAAUCAGGCAUUGAACUCAAAUGACAGGGUUAUAGCCCAGGCUCAGGGAGGGGGGGCCACAUCUGGCAAUAAUAAAGAGAAACGGUUCCUCUGCAUGUUCUGUAACAAAGGCUUCAGCUGCCCCCAGAAGGUGGAGAUCCACCAGAGGGUCCACACAGGAGAGAAACCCUUCAGCUGUACCCAGUGUCAUAUGUGCUUUGCCGAGGCUGGCAACCUGAAGAGGCACCAGAGGGUCCACACAGGGGUGAAACCCUUCAGCUGUACCCAGUGUCAAAUGCGCUUCGCUCAGGCUGGUGACCUGAAGAGGCACCAGAGGGUCCACACAGGGGAGAAACCAUUCAGUUGCCCCCACUGUGAGAAGAGGUUUUCCCGCCAGCACCAGCUGAAGAUGCACCUGAAGGUUCACACGGAAGAGAGGCCAUUCGCCUGUACGCACUGCAGGAAGAGGUUCUCAGAGAGGAGCUACCUCAGGAUACACCAGCAGAAAAACCAUUCCACUCAAUAGCAUACUAAGUAACCCUUCCAUUCGAUAGCUUCUGACCUUUAGAUCAAACUAUUCAUUAAAGACAGAUUCGUUUUCAUUGUUGUCAGCAUAAAGAUAACAUGAGUAAUAGAUUUCAGUGUUGAAUAUUUCUGGGUUGAAUAUUGUUAUAUAUGGUAUAUAUUUCAGCCUAAAAAGUCUGUUAGAUGUUGUGUUUGUACGGUUUAGCCUAUAUAAUGUUCACAAAUGCCUGUUUCAUUACUUCUAUUCAACUACUUAAUGUUUUUCUUAAGACACUUGUAAUGAGAAAUUGAAUGCAAUUCAUCUAGUUCAUGCAGAUUUUUGUUGUGUGUAUGUGUGGUUUUCAUGUGAUGUAUUUAAAACUUGUUUAUGUUUAAUAAACACAAAAUGGGACAUUU
Oncorhynchus mykiss (rainbow trout) is the source of this 2261-nucleotide messenger RNA. RefSeq lists its product as uncharacterized. The record is from RefSeq and is a predicted model, not a curated record. NCBI's taxonomy places the organism in Eukaryota, Metazoa, Chordata, Actinopteri, Salmoniformes, Salmonidae. Gene Ontology annotation, cellular component: nucleus. Gene Ontology annotation, biological process: regulation of gene expression.